AUGAGCUUCCCGACAGCGGAGCGGGCUGCGCGAGGAAGGGACCGUGGCCCCACUCAGGAGAGGAACGAGAGGCCCCCGGAGAUCGCACGUCUGCCCGGCUCCCAGCUCCCGCUACCCGUCCCCGGUGUCCGAGUGGUGCCCGGCGCUCGGGGUGCCAGUCCCCCAGGCUGCAGGGCGCGACCGCAGAGCUCGCCUCGGAGCCAGAGGCUGCACCGUGGCCUCUCCUCAGCCUCUGCGCCUCCAGGGUCAGGAGUCACGACAGCCCCCGUGCUCCCCCGGUCAUGCCCAUGUGGAGGUAGACUCAGCCCUGAAAGAAGGGUCAGAGGCUAUUCAUCCCCAGGCACCAAGCUGUGCUCCCUGCAGGAGCCCGGAAACCACUGGGAGGCGCAGAGGGCCCGGCAGGCGGAACCGGAGGCCCUGAACCCGCAUCACGGAGGGCAGCCCACCCCCGCCGACCCCCCAUCACGGAGAGCAUCUCACCUCCGCCGACCCCCCAUCACAGAGGGCAGCCCACCCCCGCCGACCCCCCAUCACGGAGGGCAGCCCACCCCCGCCGACCCCCCAUCACGGAGAGCAUCUCACCUCCGCCGACCCCCCAUCACAGAGGGCAGCCCACCCCCGCCGACCCCCCAUCACGGAGGGCAGCCCACCCCCGCCGACCCCCCAUCACGGAGAGCAUCUCACCUCCGCCGACCCCCCAUCACAGAGGGCAGCCCACCCCCGCCGACCCCCCAUCACGGAGAGCAUUUCACCUCCGCUGACCCCCCCAUCACAGAGGGCAGCCCACCCCUGCGGACCCCCCAUCACAGAGGGCAGCCCACCCCCGCCGACCCCCCAUCACGGAGGGCAUCCCACCCCCGCUGA
This is a messenger RNA of Canis lupus familiaris (dog), 864 nucleotides long. RefSeq names its product basic proline-rich protein-like. The record is from RefSeq and is a predicted model, not a curated record. NCBI's taxonomy places the organism in Eukaryota, Metazoa, Chordata, Mammalia, Carnivora, Canidae. The transcript has a single exon. Bases 1 to 864 code for a protein of 287 amino acids.